UUCGGUGGGAGAUGAAUGACAGAAAGGACCUGUUUGUCUCAUUUGUCCCGGUGCACUGUGUCCCCGUGUCUCUCCGCAGUCAUUGAAGAAAAAGGAGUGAAGAUGAAGCUGACGGUGAUUGAUACCCCUGGCUUUGGAGACCAAAUCAACAAUGAAAACUGCUGGGAGCCCAUCGUGAGUUACGUGAACGAGCAGUACGAGAUGUACCUGCGGGAGGAGCUCCACGUCAACAGGAAGAGGCGGAUCCCCGACAGCCGGGUGCACUGCUGCAUCUACUUCCUGCCUGCCACUGGGCACCGGUUACGUCCCAUUGAUGUAGAGUUCAUGAAGAGGCUGGGGAAGAUCGUGAGCAUCGUGCCAGUCAUCGCCAAAGCUGACACCCUCACCAUGGAGGAGCGGCAGGACUUCAAGCAGCGGAUAAGACAAGACCUGCAGGUCAACGGCAUCCGAGUUUACCCCCAGCGCGAGUACGACGAGGACACAGAGGAUCGGAUACUCAACGACAAGAUCAGGGAAAGUAUUCCGUUUGCAGUGGUGGGAACAGACAAAGAGCACCAGGUGAACGGAAACAAGGUCCUGGGAAGGAAAACCAAAUGGGGAAUUAUAGAAGUUGAAAAUGUUGCACAUUGCGAGUUUGCCAACCUAAGAGAUCUGCUGAUCAGGUCUCACCUGCAAGAUCUGAAGGACGUCACCCACAACAUCCACUAUGAGACCUACAGGGUGAGGAGACUCAACGAGAGCAAUGCCAACGGAAUGGCCCUCUCCCCCCUCAGCCUGGAGAAUGGUACCCUGGACAAGAGCGAGACCGACAGCCACCUCUGAGGAGAGACAGGGAUGGAGGGAGGGUGAGAGAGGAAGAAAAGAAGAGGAAGAAGAG
Molecule: messenger RNA, 877 nt
Organism: Clupea harengus (Atlantic herring)
Lineage: Eukaryota; Metazoa; Chordata; Actinopteri; Clupeiformes; Clupeidae
Gene: septin12
Product: neuronal-specific septin-3-like
Exons: 7
Coding region: 16-822 (268 amino acids)
Molecular function (GO): GTP binding
Source: RefSeq, a predicted model, not a curated record